CCGCCCCUCUCUCUCUCUUUCUCUCUCAUUCUCUCUACUUUCUCUUCCUACUUUUUGAUGAAGAAGAAGAAGCGCUAGCUAGCUACAGCAAAAGCUAAAGAAGACGCAAACCAAAACUCCUCCAUUAAUUCCCACUCCAAGAAAAACCUCAUCAAGAGAAGAGACGAUCAUGACCAAACCCUUCUCCUCCCCCUUUCUCGUCGUCGUCGUCGUCGUCGUCAUUAUCAUCAUCCCCACCGUCCUCUUCGCCGCACCUUCACCCGCACCGCCACCGGCGCCUCCUCCCUUCGUCCGCUCGCCGGAGACGCAGGCCGAGAUCGACGCGCUCAUGGCGUUCCGCCGCGCGCUGCGCGACCCGUUCGGCGCGCUCUCCGGCUGGGACCCGUCGUCCCCGCUCGCCCCCUGCAACUGGCGCGGCGUCGCCUGCUCCCCCUCCGGCUCCGGCUCCGGCUCGGCCGCCGUCGUCGUGGUCGUGGAGCUCCGGCUGCCGCGGCUCCGGCUCUCCGGGCCGAUCUCCCCGCGGCUCGGCGACCUCCCGAACCUGAAGAAGCUGAGCCUCCGCUCCAACUCCCUCUCCGGGCCCAUCCCGGGGUCGCUCUUCUCCCGCCUCCCCCGCCUCCGCUCCCUCUUCCUCCAGUCCAACUCCCUCUCGGGGCCCCUCCCGGACUCCCUCCUCGUCGGCAACCUCUCCGACCUCCUGACCCUCAACGCCGCCUCCAACCUCCUCUCGGGGCCCCUCCCCUCCCUCCUCGGCGCCCUGCAGCACCUCCAGUACCUCUGGCUCGACUCCAACCUCCUCGAGGGCACCCUCCCCGCCGCCCUCGCCAACUGCUCCGCCCUCCUCCUCCUCAGCGCCCGCGCCAACUCCCUCCGCGGCAUCCUCCCCGCCGCCAUCCCCGCCGUCCCCUCCCUCCAGGUCCUCUCCCUCUCCGCCAACCGCCUCUCCGGCGCCGUCCCCGCCUCCGCCUUCCGCCUCCGCAUCCUCCAGCUCGCCUACAACGCCUUCUCCGACGUCGUCGCGCCGCCGCCGUCCCCCGGCCUCGCCGUCCAGAUUCUCGAUCUCAAGGGGAACUCGCUCGGCGGGGCGUUCCCCGCCUGGCUCGCCAACGCGUCCGGGCUCACCGUGCUCGAUCUCUCCGGGAACAGCGUCUCCGGCGCCAUCCCGCCGGACCUCGGGCGCCUCGGCGCGCUCCAGGAGCUGCGGCUCGGGCGCAAUUCCCUGAGCGGGGCGGUCCCCGCGGAGAUCGCGCGGUGCGGCGCGCUCCAGGUGCUCGACCUCGAGGACAAUCGGCUCUCCGGCGCGAUCCCUGCGGCGCUCGGGGGACUGGGGAGGUUGAGGAGCGUCUACCUCGGCGGCAACCGAUUGUCCGGGGGCGUUCCUCCCAGCUUGGGCAAUCUCUCCACGUUGGACGCCCUCUCGCUCGGCAGGAACCGCCUGUCGGGGCCUUUUCCGGAGCAGCUGACGCAGUUGAGCAGCCUCUCGUUCUUGGACCUCGCCGGCAACGAGCUCUCGGGCGAGAUCCCGAGCGGCAUUGGGAAUCUUUCCGGAUUGCUGAGCCUGAACCUGAGCAAGAACGGCUUCUCCGGCGGAAUCCCCGCGUCGAUCGGGAGCCUCCUCAACCUGCGGUCGCUGGACGUGAGCGGCCAAAGAAACCUCUCGGGCGACCUCCCCGCCGAGCUCUUCGGGCUGCCCAACCUCCAGGCCAUCUCCCUCGCCGAGAAUUCCUUCUCCGGCCCCGUGCCCGAGGGAUUCAGCAGCCUCGUGGGAUUGGAGCUCCUCAACCUAACGGCGAACGGCUUCUCCGGUCCGAUCCCGGCCACCUACGGCUACAUUCCGUCGCUGAGGGCCCUCGCGCUCUCCCGCAACAGAAUCUCCGGGGAGAUACCGGCGGAGCUCGCGAAUUGCUCUAAUCUCACCCUCCUUCAGCUCCGUUCCAACAAUCUCUCCGGGCCGAUCCCCGCGGACCUCUCCCGCCUCGCCGACCUGGAGGAGUUGGAUCUCGGCCGGAACGAUCUCUCCGGUAAGAUCCCCUCGGAGAUCUCUAAUUGCUCUUCUCUCGUCGUGCUGCGGUUGGACGGCAACCGCCUGUCCGGUGAGAUUCCGGAGUCGCUCUCGCGGCUCGCCAAACUGCAGACCCUCGAUCUCUCGGCGAACAACCUCUCGGGCGCCAUCCCCGCCGACCUGGGCCGCAUCUCCGGGCUGGCUUACUUCAACGUCUCCGGGAACGACCUAAGCGGGGAGAUCCCCGGGACGCUGGGGUCCCGCUUCGCGGACCCCUCGGCGUUCGCGGAGAACCCGGAGCUCUGCGGGCGGCCGCUGGAGGCGGAGUGCGGCGGCGCCCGGCGCCGGCGGAAGAGGAAGGAGCAGCGCCUGGCGCUGCUGGUCGGCGCGGCGGCCGCGCUGUUCGUCCUGGUCGUCUGCUGCUGCUGCUGCGCGCUGAGCCUGCUGCGGUGGCGGCACCGGUUCAUGGAGGGCAGGGCGGGCGCGAAGAAGCGGCGGAGCCCCGGGCGGGGCAGCGGAUCGAGCGCGGCGAGCGGCGGGACGGAGAACGGCGCCGGGCGGGGCCCUCGGCUGGUGAUGUUCGGCAACCGGAUCACGUACGCCGAGACGCUGGAGGCGACGCGGCAGUUCGACGAGGAGAACGUGCUGAGCCGCGGGCGGCACGGGCUGGUGUUCAAGGCCUGCUAUCCGGACGGCACGGUGCUCUCCAUCCUGCGGCUGCCGUCGACGUCCGCGGACGGCGCCAUCGUGAUCGAGGAGGCCGCGUUCCGGAAGGAGGCCGAGUCGCUCGGCAAGGUGAAGCACCGCAACCUGACGGUGCUCCGGGGCUACUACGCCGGGCCCCCGCCGGACGUCCGGUUGCUGAUCUACGACUACAUGCCGAACGGCAACCUCGCGACCCUGCUCCAGGAAGCCUCGCGCCAGGACGGGCACGUGCUCAACUGGCCGAUGCGCCACCUCAUCGCGCUCGGCGUCGCGCGGGGGCUCGCCUUCCUCCACGCCUCGGGCGUGGUCCACGGCGACGUCAAGCCGCAGAACAUCCUCUUCGACGCCGACUUCGAGCCGCACCUCUCCGACUUUGGGCUCGAGCCGAUCGUGGUGACCGCCGGGGCGGCCGCGGCGGCCGCGGCCGCGUCGGCGUCGACGUCGACCCCGUCGGCGGCGCCCGUAGGGUCUCUCGGGUACGUGGCCCCGGACGCGGCGGCGGCGGGGCAGGCGACGCGGGAGGGGGACGUGUACAGCUUCGGGAUCGUGCUGCUGGAGCUGCUGACGGGGCGGAGGCCCGGGGUGUUCGCGGGGGAGGAGGAGGACAUCGUCAAGUGGGUGAAGCGGCAGCUGCAGCGCGGCCAGAUAUCGGAGCUGCUGGAGCCGGGGCUGCUGGAGUUGGAUCCGGAGUCGCCGGACUGGGAGGAGUUCCUCCUCGGCGUGAAAGUCGGCCUCCUCUGCACCGCGCCCGACCCCGCCGUGCCCGCCAUGGCCGACGUCGUCUUCAUGCUCAGGGAUGCCAGCGUCAGGCCCGACUCCCCUCCCGCCGACCCCACCUCCCAGCCUCCCCGCCUGAAUCCAACUUCACUUCCUUCCCCCCCAGCCAACUUCCCAAACUCACAUGAAUUCAUUCCGCCCGCCCGCCCGCCCGCCGUCACUCCCGGCGCUUUCUGGUCGCUGGAAGAGUGGGCGUGGGCCCGUGUGUGUCAUGGAAGUGAGGCCAGGCGCGGGAGGAGGGAGGGGGGGGCGAGGUGCGGGUCAAAUGGAGGUCUCCCGGCCACACCGAGCCUCUCCCGCCAAAAAGAUAGGGCGUGCGCACACGUGGGCGGUAUAAUGGGGCGAGGCUGGGCCCGGAACAAGUAG
Molecule: messenger RNA, 3850 nt
Organism: Ananas comosus (pineapple)
Lineage: Eukaryota; Viridiplantae; Streptophyta; Magnoliopsida; Poales; Bromeliaceae
Product: probable LRR receptor-like serine/threonine-protein kinase At4g36180
Biological process (GO): protein phosphorylation
Molecular function (GO): protein kinase activity; receptor serine/threonine kinase binding; ATP binding
Source: RefSeq, a predicted model, not a curated record